Messenger RNA from Symbiodinium pilosum, 2325 nucleotides. The record is from the annotation of a GenBank genome assembly. NCBI's taxonomy places the organism in Eukaryota, Dinophyceae, Suessiales, Symbiodiniaceae.
AUGGCCCCUGCGGGAGGUCCAAGCGCAUGCAGCGAGGUGUGCGCAGUCCGGGUUGUGGCCCGUUUUCGACCUCCAGUCACUGACGAAGAACGGAAAGAGGAGAAUCCCGUGUUCACCGUGGAUUCCGAAGGGGUCAUCGAGUCCGCAGACCAUUUGCAUGUCUUCCGGUUGGACAGCGCGUUCGGUCAGGAGACGAGCCAGCAGAAGGUAUACCAGGAAGUGGGCCGACCAGUGGUGCAGGACGUCUUGUCUGGAUACAAUGGCACCAUCCUUGCCUACGGACCAACAGGAUCUGGCAAGACUUUCUGCAUGUUCGGAAGACCACAUGGGCGCAGCCCUCCUGAGCUGGAAGGCCUCGUGCCGCGUGCUGUGGAAGAGGUCCUUCAGCAUGUCAGAGAAAGCGGAGGCACUACGUUGCUUUCCUGCAGCUUCUUUGAGGUCUACUUGGAGAAAGUUCGUGACUUCCUGAGCCCAAAGAUGGCAAACCCGCUGAAGGAGCUGCCUCAGCAUGGUGUUGAAGGUCUCAGCUAUAAAGAGAUCUCCACAGCUGCUGAAGCUCUGCUGAUUUUGAGGCAGGGGUUGCGGCUGCGAGUGGCUGCAAAUACCAGUUUGAACGAGCACUCGUCUCGUUCUCAUGCAAUCUUCUCCUUGCUUUUGCGACAGACGCAGAAGGAUGGAAUUCGAACGUGCAAGCUGACCCUGGUUGACCUUGCUGGAUCUGAGAAGGUUCGCAAGAGCGGCUCGGUUGGGGGCAUGCUGGAGGAGGCAAAGAAGAUCAACUCUUCCCUUAGUGCGCUCGGCCACGUCAUCGAAGCACUCUCUGAGCGCAGACCGCAUGUCCCCUACAGAGAUUCGCGGCUUACCCGUCUCCUUGAAGAAUCGCUCGGUGGUAACUGCAGAACGACACUACUUGUAGCCUGCUCGUCCAGCAGCAUUCACGCUGCCGAGACUUUGUCAUCUCUGCGCUUCGCCGUACGUGCGAAGAAGGUUGAAAACAGCGUUGGUGUGACUGUCUCUUCCAGCUCAAGCCACGCCUCUCAAUCUUCUGAGAGGCAGCUCGAGCGAAGAAUUGCCCAGCUUCGACGAGAACUCGCGAGGUUGGAAAGUCGGAGGGCGGCAACACGCUCUCCGUCUGCGGAUCGGCACAGAUCAUCGAGGUCGAGCUUAACAAAGUCUGUGUCAGCAUCGUCUCUGAGUCCUGAGCGCCGUGCAGGCAAGAUGCCAGCUGUAGCACGUGGGGUGAAGCACAUCAAGGCGCCGCAUACAGCGCUGCAGUUCGCAGAGAGCGUGGCUGUGCGCAAGGAGGACGUGCCAGAAGCGCUACCGCUACCGAUUAGCAACAGCGCUGCUUUACUCGGGAGCUGCAGAAGCACUGCUGAUCCAGGAUCUGGUAUGUCAUCAACGUGCUCAGUGACUGCAGUGUCCCUAACAGGCUCAUCCGCUGGCACACCGCUCUCACGUGAUCGUGAACCGCACCGAGACGAGUCGCCCUGUCCCCCGAACACGCGUGGUAGCUACAGCUUCCUGAUAGAGGCAACACCUCUGCCAGCACAGGGCUUGAAUGGACGGCAGUCGUUAGAGCCGCAUUGUUGCGACGCAGUCCUUUUUGAGGCCAUUCAAGACGUGUUUGAGGGACGCGGAAUGAAGGCAAGACCCAUCGAGCCAGAAGGACCCUGUCUUGGUCCCCCGGUGGCCCAGAUCUCCGGUCGCUGCCGUGAACUGGAGAGGCAACUUGAGGCUGAACGCAGGCAGCACGCCCUGGAGCUGGAGAACCUCCAUCAGCGGCAUUCAGAGGUACGGUCCCAGAUCUCCCCAGCACGUCGCAACACAGCUUCUGGUGCCUCACGCCUGGCUGCCUUGGCCAAGACUGCAGCGUGCACAGGUGCGAUCACCGAAGGCACGGCAGGCACAUCGAGGAUGGGAACCUCGGAAAGCGCAAGGCAGCCUGGGAAGGGUGACGAAGCUUGGCCGGUGGCACCUGCCCAUACAGUCCCAGUUUCGAGGACGUCCUGCUUUGCAGCAGUGAACUGCUUGCCAGCAGCAAGCAGAACUCCCAGAGCUUCCCCUGUUCUGAGCCAGUACCUGUGUGGCUCUCCGACAACUCAACUGAUGCCCUCAGUGCUUGAGGGAACUGCGUCGCAGCGAGCUGGAUCCGGAAGUCGCCUUUUGAUGGCCUCUGCUGCGAGAGGAAGCUGGCGCAUUGCAGGCAGCAGCAUUUCGCCUCGGCAAGGGCUUUCCUGUAGCCCGACACCACGACGUGGUCAAGUUCUGAUCGGAGAUAGCUUGCAGGCCCGCAGUUUGGAGGCGCUUCGUCCGCAUCGCUGA